Molecule: messenger RNA, 186 nt
Organism: Hyaloscypha bicolor E
Lineage: Eukaryota; Fungi; Ascomycota; Leotiomycetes; Helotiales; Hyaloscyphaceae
Product: ankyrin
Exons: 1
Molecular function (GO): protein binding
Source: RefSeq, a predicted model, not a curated record
UCUGGUGGGUCGGACCAGAUCGUCCAAGUUAUCUUGGAGUCUAAUGUUGAUAUCAAUCUUUUGGACACAUAUGGCUGGACAGCACUUCAUUGGGCUUGUCGAAACGGCAGCCGCAAGAUCGUAGAGAUGUUAAAAGGAUCUGGAGCGGAUUCGAACCGAAAAGAUAUCAACGGCUGGACACCGCUU